UGUUUAAAAAUUGAUUGAAAAAGGACCUGGACUAUCAAUACACAGGGGGAAAUUCUAUUAAGAUGUUCCCUUUCACAGACGAAGACUAUGACUGGGCAAGGACAUGGAACUCUUGACAGUCUGACAGAUGAGACCAGCCAGAUAAAUAAAUUGUAUUAUUAACUAAAAUUAACAUGCUAAUGACAUUCAACAGUUAUCACUCAUUCGUUUGGAGCAUGUUUCUGAGGACUGACAGUGAAAGAUGAUGACAUUUUGUGAGAAUCUGGACAAUGAGACCACCUCAGGAUGACAGAUUUUGCUUUGCAGUUUCCUAAACCCAUCAAGAACUUCUGUUUCAUAUCAAGAUCAAGUCCAAGAAGUUUAUUUUUGCUGAGAAAGACCACGUCAAGACAAGAUUUGAGAUGGGAAACUUCCAAAAAUAAAAAGGAAGAAGACACUGAGAGAACAAGUGAAACCAAGGACGACUCAUAACAGAAACUUCAUCACUGUAGCUUGCAAGCCUGAGAAACCUUCAAGCUAGGGUACUCGCUUUGUGAAACAGAAACACAGGGGUUAACCCCUACUCCUCCAAGCGAGUCAGUGAGCAGUCAUGCGCGUUCCAACCGCUAAACGAUGGCAGAAAAUCCGGCAAGUCACGUGACAACAAAGGGAAAAUGGCUUGGACAAGAGGGAAAUUGACCGUAGUUAUACUGGCUUUCCAGCUAGUGUUUCUUGUGCUAUUUGGAGUUUUCGUGGAGUAUCAUCCCACAGCAGACGCCAGGACCAAGAAGGGGGAUGAAACGGAAGGAGAGCACGGCGGAGAGGGUGGAGCAAACCUCGCUGGAUUCACUAACCCCGUGGAUUUGUACUACCCAAUGUUCCAAGAUGUGCACGUCAUGAUGUUCAUUGGAUUCGGCUUUCUGAUGACUUUUCUGAAACGCUAUGGUUACGGAGCUGUUGGUUUUAACUUCCUUCUUGCCGCGUUUAUUCUGGAAUGGUCGACUCUGAUGAGGGGUUUCCUCGAAAUGGAAGGAGGGAAAAUCCACAUCAGCAUUAAUACAAUGUUACUGGCUGACUUCACUUCUGCGAUUGUCCUGAUCUCCUUCGGAGCAGUUCUUGGGAAGACAUCCCCAACUCAACUUCUUAUCAUGGCCUUCUUUGAGGUCAUCCUUGCUGUUGUUAAUGAGUACAUUGGACUAACCAUAUUUGGGGCCGUUGAUGUUGGGGGUUCCAUGUUCGUCCAUGUCUUUGGGGCUUACUUCGGCUUGGCUGUGGCACGUGUCUUGGCUAGAGAUGCUAAUGAAGAUAAUGGCAAAGAGGGCGCUAGUUACCACUCCGACAUCUUCUCUCUAAUUGGUACGAUUUUCCUGUGGAUGUUUUGGCCGAGUUUUAACAGCGCCCUGGCCUUGGAGGAUGGGCGUCACCGAGCCGUGCUUAACACGUACUUCUCCCUGGCUGCAUGCUGCAUCACAACCUUCGCUAUCUCUACACUGCUCAAUAAGGACGGCAAAGUGGAAAUGGUGCAUAUUCAGAACGCAACGCUAGCUGGUGGUGUAGCCGUUGGUACCUCAGCUGAUAUGAUGAUCCAACCAUGGGGGGCUCUACUCAUUGGCAUCAUGGCCGCCAUCUUGUCUACUUUCGGAUACAAGUACAUUCAGCCUUUCCUAACCGAUAAGCUGAAACUACACGAUACUUGUGGUGUGCAUAAUCUACAUGGUAUGCCAGGGAUCUUAGCAGCUCUGGCUGGCGCAGUGGCUGCAGCUAUGGCUACACCAGAGCUCUAUGGAGACAAUCUGUACGGGAUUUUCGGCGCCCGUGCCCCAGGGGAGCAUGAGAUGGAUACCAACUCAACAUUGAUUGGAGAUGGCAGCGUAUUGGUUGAAUCUCGGUCAGCUGGUGGGCAAGCUGCUUUCCAAUUGGCUGCUCUAGGGGUGACUCUUGCCAUUGCUAUCGUAGGUGGCGCCCUCACAGGUCUCGUUUUGAAGCUUCCGUUCUGGAAUGAACCAGAAGACGAGGAUCUUUUUGAGGACAAACCAUUCUGGGAUGUCAAUGCACCAGAGGUAGAGUACCAUGACGUCCCAGUGAAUGAGAAGCAUGUUGCUGCUGAACACUACAGAGUCAAAUCCGGAAUGGCCGAUGCACCAGUCUAAUUAGGUAGUGUGGUGAUCACAUGACAGCUUGUGAGCCAAUAGCAGCAGCAAUUGGUAUAUUUGGUUUCUUCUCGAAAAAAAAAAAAAAAAAAAAAAAAAACUUUUUUUUCUGAAAUCCGGUUUUGAUACUAUUGUUGAUAAAACUCGAUCUAAAUAAUCAUAAUGUUCACUCACUGCAUUGACAAUGAAAAAAACCUGAAACUAUUUAUUCUUUGUUUUGUUUUUCCAAACAUAGUCACCUACUAUAGUCCUACUCAACCAUGGUGGUGCAAACACAAUUUUUAGCUCGUGGCUAAUAUUCAACAAUUUAUGAGGGGGAAAAAAUGCUAUAAAUAUAAAUGAGAUGUUUUUUUUAAAUUUGCAUUUUAACAUCUUCGAAACCGCCGAAGCUCAGGGACCAAUUUCAUAUGGCUUGUAAGCAAAAAAAAAAAAAACCUUGCUAAGCACAGAUAAGUAUGACUUAAUAAAAACAGUUUUCCCGCCUAAAUAACAUCAGGUUUACAUUGUCUUGAUCUGUGCCCCAUUCAAUUAUUUCCAAGAAAAACAACGAG
Molecule: messenger RNA, 2680 nt
Organism: Asterias rubens (European starfish)
Lineage: Eukaryota; Metazoa; Echinodermata; Asteroidea; Forcipulatida; Asteriidae
Product: ammonium transporter Rh type A-like
Exons: 15
Coding region: 654-2129 (491 amino acids)
Biological process (GO): ammonium transmembrane transport; ammonium homeostasis
Cellular component (GO): plasma membrane
Molecular function (GO): ammonium channel activity
Source: RefSeq, a predicted model, not a curated record